GGCGCUCUUCAGCCCGCCUGCUCCUUCCUCCCGCGGCCGCCCGUCCAGCCUGGAGAAGGGAAAGAUGCCGGGCGCCAGUGGCAGCCUCACCCCGCAGGUGCACUGGGCGCAGCGCCACCACGAGCUCUACCUGCGCGUGGAGCUCAGCGACGCCCAGGAUCCGGACAUCACCAUUACAGACAAUGUGCUCCAUUUCAAAGCUCAGGGUCACGGCGCCAAAGGCGACAAUGUGUAUGAAUUUCAAAUUGAGUUCCUGGAACCCGUGAAACCGCAGCCUGUCUGCAAGGUGACCCAGAGGCAGCUGAACAUCACUGUGAAAAAGCAGGAGAGCCACUGGUGGGAACGGCUGACCAGGCAGGAGAAGCGGCCGCUCUUCCUGGCACCUGAUUUCGACCGCUGGCUGGAUGAGUCGGACGCCGAGAUGGAGCUGAAAGCCAAGGAAGAAGAAAGAAUCAACAAAAUCAGCAUUGAGAACAGAACUCCUAAAGACCCAUUCCGGCACCUGAAGAGAGGCUACCUGUUCAUGUACAACCUGGUGCAGUUCCUGGGAUUCUCCUGGAUCUUUGUGAACAUGACGGUUCGGCUCUUCAUGCUGGGGAAAGAUUCCUUCUUUGAUACAUUCCACACCACCUCGGACAUGAUGUACCUGUGCCAGUCGCUGGCCCUGAUGGAGAUUGUGAACGCCUUGAUCGGCCUCGUCCGAGCUCCUCUGGUCCCCAUUUUGCUUCAGGUCUUUGGGAGGAAUUUUAUUCUCUUCAUUGUCCUCGGAGGGGUGGAGGAAAUGCAAAGCAAAGCGGUCGUGUUCUUCGUCUUCUACAUCUGGAGCAUGGUGGAGAUAUUCAGGUACCCCUUCUAUAUGCUUUCCUGCAUCGACAUAGAAUGGAAAGUCCUGACGUGGAUCCGCUACAGUAUCUGGAUCCCCCUGUACCCUCUGGGUAUCCUGGCGGAAGCCGUCACCGUCAUUCAAGCCAUUCCAGUCUUCAGCAACACCGGAAGGUUCAGCCUCGCGUUGCCCUCUCCCCUGAGCUUCACCCUUCCGUUUUCGGUGGUUCUGCAGCUAUACUUGGUGGCCUUGUUUCUAGGGCCGUUUGUCAACUUCCGCCAUCUCUACAAGCAACGGAAGCGACACCUCGGCCCCAAGAAGAGGAAAGCCCACUAGGCCUGGUCUCUGGCACCGCUUUUCCUGGGGGGAGGGUGCGGCUCUCCCACCUUUGGUGUUUUACUUGUCCCGUUGACCUGAACACCGUUUUUGUACAGCCCUUUGCCCCCAGCCUGGUUCUUUCCCCCCUUCUCUUCGCCCUUCAGUGGCUCAGUCGGGCCGCUCUCGGAUCCAGUCGAAGCGAACGGCUCUGCAAAAAUCAAAUGUGUAUUCUGCAUACGUGCAAAAAAACAACAACAACCCAGUAAUAAAACAGCACAUGGUAGGAGGGGGUGCAAAGGCUUUCCAACUAGAGUAGCUUUUUUUUUUACUCUUUUUGUGCCCGGAUAGCAGUUAUAGUGGCAGGAAUCAGUAGCCUGUUGUGCAGCAUUCCCUUUCUCCCAACCACAGCGGAGAAACACCCGCCCACCCCCUUCCCUGUGUUCCUUUUUUCCCAAGAUCCGGGAACUGGAUGAAAAUCAUAUUGAUUCAAGUAGACAGUUCUGAAAGAGAAUACUCCCCCCCCCCCCGCCCCGGGGUGCGUGUGGCUGGCUCCAGGGGGCCUCGGAAGCCCCCCCCCCCUUACAAACAAUCACCAAUUUGCUUUCAGAAGAAAAGAGCACUUUGGAGACCAACGACACUUGUGGCAGGGUCGCUGUUUCUCGUGAGUUACCUGAAGAAGCGAGCAGGGACUCACGAGAGCCAGUUUGGUGCAGUGGUGAAGCGUGCGGACUCUUACCUGGGAGAACAGGGUUUGAUUCCCCGCUCCUCCACUUGCACCUGCUGGGAUGGCCUUGGGUCAGCCAGAGCUCUCGCAGAGUGGUCCUUGAAAGGGCAGCUGCGGUAAGGGCUCUCUCAGCCCCACCAACCUCACAGGGUGUCUGUUGUGGGAGGGAAGGUGAAGGAGAUUGUGACCGCUCUGAGACUCAGAAUAUAGGGCGAGAUGUAACUCCAAUAUCAUCAUCAUCUCCUCCCCUGCCACAAAUUUUUGUUAGUUGUUUAGAUGCUACUGGAAUCUGGCUCUUGAGCUAUUAGUUUGCUUUCAGAAGACAACGACAACAUUGGAUUUAUAUUCUGCCCUCCAUUCGAGAGUCUCAGUGCAGCUCACAAUCUCCUUUAUCUUCCUCCCCCACAACAGACACCCUGUGAGAUAGGUGGGGCUGAGAGAGCUCUCACACGUGCCCUUUCAAGGACAACUUCUGCCAGAGCUAUGGCUGACCCAAGGCCAUUCCAAGCAGAUGCAAGUGGGGAAUCAAACCCGGUUCUCCCACAUAAGAGUCCGCACACUUCACCACUGCACCAAACUGGCUCACAUAAGAGAAGCCAUAAUGGAUCAGGCCAGUGGCCCAUCCAGUCUAACACUCUCUGCCACACAGCGGCAAGAACCCAGGCGCAAUCAGGAGGUCCCCCAGAAGCCCUCCCGCUGCUGCCGCCCCCGCAAAGCACCAAGAAUGCAGAGCGUCGCUGCCCCAGAUCAGAAGUUUUCUUAUCAACGUGAUUUCCCCCAUUCAAGAACAGGUCUGCUAUUCACUGUGUUAUGAAGACUCGAAAGGGCCAAAAGCAAUUAGGUUUGAAAAUCAGGGAGUUCCACCACUCUAAGAGAAACACACAGGUGCAGAAUCUACCCCCAAUCCUUCCCAUUACUAGUACUACAAAGGGGAGGGGGUGUCAAGUUUUAGAUGUUACCCAGCAGUGUGUAGAUGGAGGGAGGGGUGGUAGGGGGAUUCCACUACUGAACGUGCGAGGGGGGCGAAAAGCAUUAAUGCUGUCCCGCCUAACACAGAUCUGUAUCGGGGUCACGGCAUACUACUUUACUGCAGAGAUGCCGUUAAGUGAGACUCUCGCUUUUCUGGGAGGAACUGAUCUUCUUGCCUCAUCUGCUUCAGUGGCAAUGAAAAAAAAAGGAUGCAAAAAUCACAGGCGGUGACGCGGUCAUUUGCUCAAUAGCUUUUGGCCGCCCAGCCCUGGAGUGCAGCACGCGGGGAACCAAGAGGGCCAGACCUUAGCAGUUUUUCCACCAGCGCACGAAGAAAGUGCUCCUUUUGAUCCCCCCCCUGACAAUUUUAGUGAAAAAGCCGUGCAGGGGGGGCUGCAGGAAGGGUGGGGGGAUGCUGCUGGGUUCGCUCCGCCUUGCACUAGCAGGAGAACUUGCAGUCCACGGUGGGGGCGCUUGACGCUGGUCAAAUCUGCACUUACUAGUCUUUCCAAAGGCAAGCAAAUGUAUUUCUAAUAAAGAUUUUAAGAACA
Molecule: messenger RNA, 3385 nt
Organism: Heteronotia binoei (common prickly gecko)
Lineage: Eukaryota; Metazoa; Chordata; Lepidosauria; Squamata; Gekkonidae
Gene: HACD3
Product: 3-hydroxyacyl-CoA dehydratase 3
Exons: 11
Coding region: 65-1159 (364 amino acids)
Biological process (GO): sphingolipid biosynthetic process; very long-chain fatty acid biosynthetic process; fatty acid elongation
Cellular component (GO): endoplasmic reticulum membrane
Molecular function (GO): 3-hydroxyacyl-CoA dehydratase activity
Source: RefSeq, a predicted model, not a curated record